Messenger RNA from Saccostrea cuccullata (small rock oyster), 586 nucleotides. Its product is annotated as complement C1q-like protein 4. The transcript is spliced from 2 exons. The record is from RefSeq and is a predicted model, not a curated record. NCBI's taxonomy places the organism in Eukaryota, Metazoa, Mollusca, Bivalvia, Ostreida, Ostreidae. Bases 16 to 579 code for a protein of 187 amino acids. Gene Ontology annotation, molecular function: protein binding.
CAAAAACCUAUUAUCAUGCAUUUGCUGUACACUUUUGUUUUGUUCUUUGGAAUAAUGAUUCAACCAACCAAAUCCAAGAUUCUUGAUCCAAAGGAGCUUAUUAAGAGUAUCUCGUCCUAUAAGGAAGCAUGCUCUGCUGUUGGGUACGAGAAAAGACCAUGUUCAUACCGCUCAAAGAAUAACAAAAUGGCUGUAGCUUUCCAUGCAAAGAUGACAAAUGCGCAAAACAAUUUGAAAAGCAGCCAGAAAGUUUUAUUUGAACAUGUAUUCCUUAACAUUGGCGGUGGCUACAAUGCAAAAACUGGUGUCUUUACAGCGCCUGUCGACGGAAUUUACCGCUUUGACUGGACAAUAUUGGCAGCGAUGAAGAAAUAUUAUAUUACUCUUCUUGUCAAGGAAGACACCCAAAUUGGCUCUAAUUACUGUGCAGAUACAUCAGACAAUGAACUUGGCCAAUGUUCUUCCUCAGCUAUCGUAGAGAUGAAGGCAAAUCAAAAAGUCUGGAUAAAACCGUAUAACAGUUAUGCGCAAGGUGUAAAGGCUAACUGGAGUUAUUUUUCCGGGCAUAUUCUAUUUUGAAAGAAAA